Molecule: messenger RNA, 1467 nt
Organism: Corylus avellana
Lineage: Eukaryota; Viridiplantae; Streptophyta; Magnoliopsida; Fagales; Betulaceae
Product: Ras guanine nucleotide exchange factor K
Source: RefSeq, a predicted model, not a curated record
AUGAACACAUCCACAGUCACCUCCCCAGACACCCACAUAGACAUCAACUUCACCUCCGGCCACCAAAUCGUCUUACACGACGAUGAACCAAACCAGUCCAACGCUACUGUCCCCUUGCUCCUCCAGCCCUCCUAUGCCAGAUCGAAAUCCAUAAUGUCCGACGAGCUACACAAAUUCCGCAUAAGCCUCAGAUGGUGCGCCCUCGACCACUCCUCUUGUGUCGGAAAAUUCAUCUCCUACUUCACAUUCAUAUUCUUCGCCAUCCUCGUCCCCUUCGUAGCCUGCUUCUCUGCUCGAGUCCCCGCCUCCGCCGCCAUCAACGACCCCGUCUCUUUCAACAAGCUCGUCCAGUUUCCCGAGUCAGGCCUCGCCGCCAUAGCCUUCUUCGCACUCUCCGGGUUCUUCCGUAGGUUUGGGCUCCGCCAACUUCUAUUCCUGGAGGGGUUACAGGAAGAUUCUUUAUACGUACAGCGCAGUUACACGCGGGAGCUCGACAAGUCGUUUCGCUACCUUGCAUGCAUACUUCUACCGUCGUUUUUCGUGGAGCUCGCUCAUAAAAUCAUAUUCUUCACGACCGUGACGAUAUCCUUACCCUUUCUGAGCACGAGCGUGGCAUUGAACUCCAUUGUGUUUGUUUUUGUUCUGGCCUCGUGGGUUUACCGGACGGGGGUGUUCCUUCUGGUCUGUGUGCUGUUCCGGCUGACUUGCGAGCUUCAAAUUCUGAGGUUUGAGGGGCUUCAUAAGAUGUUCGAGGGGUGUGUGGCCGACAGCGGUGUCAUAUUUAAGGAACAUGUGAGGAUUAGGAAGCAGCUGUUGGCGACCAGCCACCGGUAUCGAUUGUUUAUAAUAGCGUGUAUGGUAACCAUCACUGUCAGCCAGUUCGUUGCUUUGUUGCUGGUUUUAUCAUCCAAGUAUGAGAAGACUUUCUUCAAUUCCGGUGACCUUGUGGUAUGCUCAGCUGUUCAACUUAGUGGAUUCUUGUUGUGCCUGCUUGGGGCUGCAAGAAUCACACAUAGAGCUCAAGGGAUUGUAUCUGUUGCAACUCGAUGGCAAAUGGUUGUGACUUGUGCAUCUUCCGCAUCAGACCAAUUAGAAUGCCAUACCCAUACGCCAGAGGCCGACUGUACCCUAAUAUCUAAAUGCGGUGACAAUAAUAAUAUUGAUUCUGUGUCGUCUUCCGACAUUCGCACUUCAAUUUCCCCACAAGACCCUUCCUUAUUCCAAACCAGGCAAGCUUUAGUAACAUACUUGCAACACAACACUGGGGGGAUCACGCUGUUUGGGUUCGCGCUUGAUCGUGGAUUGCUUCACACACUCUUCGCAUUUGAGUUCUCUUUGGUGCUGUGGAUACUAAGCAAAGUGGUUGUUUUGUCUUGAACAAAUUAUAUAUAUAGACCCAACAAAUACCCUCUGCAUGGAGUUUCUUCCCCUUCAAUAAAUUUUCAAUGAAAGGGAGCAAAUUUGAUG